AUGACGAUUGUACACAUGGUGAUGUUCAAAUUUCGUCCCGAAGUGACGGCAGAACACAAACAAGAGUUCGUGCGCGAACUCAAGAAGCUGAAAGACUUGGACUGCGUCAAGUCGCAUCGACUCGUUGUCGGUGGCCCGUCCGUCACCGAUCCCAUCGAGAGAAGCAAGGGAUUCGAAUUUGCGCUCCUCAGCUUCCAUGAGAACCUUGAGGCACUGGAGAAGUAUCAAGCAAGUAAAGAGCAUCACUGGGUGACCAGCACAUACAUGUUUCCUUAUAAGGGAGACCUUGUUCGAUUUGAUUUUGAAGUAGCGGAGGAGGAUGAGCAUAUGUGGGAUUUUCCCGUACUUAACAGCACAGCUAAACAUUAG
Molecule: messenger RNA, 369 nt
Organism: Aspergillus melleus
Lineage: Eukaryota; Fungi; Ascomycota; Eurotiomycetes; Eurotiales; Aspergillaceae
Product: Dabb family protein
Exons: 3
Coding region: 1-369 (122 amino acids)
Source: RefSeq, a predicted model, not a curated record